AUGGACGCCGAAAACGAAAGGUCCGAGGCGGUCGACGUCCGCGCGAGCCUUCCGGACGCGAGCGGCGGCGACGGCGCGGAGUCGGGCCCGCAGACGGCGGAAGACGGCCGAUUCCAACUGACGUCAAUGCUGGUGGCGAAAGGCGGCGACCUGGGGCCGGGGCUGUGCGCGGUUGGCACGAAGCUGUCGCUCCAGGCGAGCGAGGCGCGCGACGGCGAGGAGGCGGGCGACGGCACCCCGCGGCGGAAGCCGAGCGUGCCGCGGUUUCCGUCGCGGCCGCGCGCGAAGCGCCAGCUGUCGUUCCCGCUCGCCGCGACGAUUGGCGCGACUCCCCGGGAGGUGUCCAAACCUGACGUGGACGGCCCGAUGACGGCCCGGAUGCGCGUCAUGAUACGGCGCGCGACGGAGAACGGGUUCGGGAGCUGCCGUGCGGAGCGGCAGCUGGACCCCGAGGAGGAGCGCAGGAAGGCGCAGCAGCGCGUGAUUGACCGGCAGCGCCGCGAGAGGCUGGAGGCGCAGGCGGCGCAGGCCGAGGUGAUGCAGCGGCGGGACGCGGCGCUGCAGUGGCGCUCGAGCAUCCAGGAGAAGCGCGAGAGGCACAGGGUGGAGAUUUACGCGCUGAACGCGCUCCUGCGGAUGUCGGAGGAGAGGCGCGUGCAGGCGCUGCUGGCGGCGCAGGAGGACGAGGACGACUCGAGCGUGGACGGAUACGCGAUCGAGCACGCGGUGUAG
This is a messenger RNA of Pedinophyceae sp. YPF-701, 732 nucleotides long. NCBI's taxonomy places the organism in Eukaryota, Viridiplantae, Chlorophyta, Pedinophyceae. The record is from the annotation of a GenBank genome assembly.